Centruroides sculpturatus (bark scorpion) is the source of this 537-nucleotide messenger RNA. RefSeq names its product multidrug resistance-associated protein 4-like. Gene Ontology annotation, molecular function: ABC-type transporter activity; ATP binding. The annotation marks the transcript as partial. The transcript has 3 exons. Lineage: Eukaryota; Metazoa; Arthropoda; Arachnida; Scorpiones; Buthidae. Gene Ontology annotation, cellular component: membrane. The record is from RefSeq and is a predicted model, not a curated record. Gene Ontology annotation, biological process: transmembrane transport.
GAAGCUCAAAAUAAUCGAACCGCACGUGAUGAUGAAGAACAUUCAGAAGUCAGAAUUUCAAUUUAUAAAGCAUACUUCAAAGCUGGAGGAAGUUUUUUCUUCAAGAUUAUUAUAAUAGUAAUGGUAGUGGUAUUUCAAUCCUUUACAAGUGCCAGCGACUAUUGGCUAAUCAAAUGGUUACAAGAUAGAAGAAUCCAUAGCCAAAGUAAAGAAAUAAUAAAAGAUAUUACCUUUAACACAACAGUCUUUAAUAUUAGUGAAGGCAGAAAUUUUUAUCAGAAUGACGAAACCAACGUAUAUGUUUACUUUGGAUUGAUAUGUGCAGCGUGUUUCACCAUCUUAAUUACAGGUUUACUAUUGUUGAAAUUCUUUACAGCUGCAUCUACCAAACUUCACAACAAUAUGUUCCGCUGUAUUAUUCGAACUCCAAUAUCAUUUUUGGACAAUAAUCCUGUUGGAAAAGUGUUAGACCGGUUUUCUAAAGAUGUUAAUAACAUGGAUGAUACCUUACCUAACUGUUACUACUUUUCAAUAAUA